GGGCAGGUCCGCUCGGCGCUUCGAAGUGCGCUUUCAGGUGACCCUGCGGGCUCCGCUGGGCUUGCGUCCCCUUCUGCACGUCUGGGUCGUGGCCGGCUUGGAGCUCCAGCCAUGCUGUUCUGGCACACGCAGCCCGAGCACUACAACCAGCACAACUCCAGCAGCUAUCUGCGUGAUGUGCUCGCUCUGCCCAUCUUCAAGCAGGAGGAGCCCCAGCUGUCCCCCGAGAAUGAGGCUCGCCUGCCGCCCCUGCAGUAUGUGCUGUGUGCUGCCACGUCCCCAGCUGUGAAGCUGCAUGAAGAGACAUUGACCUACCUCAACCAAGGUCAGUCUUAUGAAAUCCGACUAUUGGAGAACCGGAAGCUAGGAGACUUUCAAGAUCUGAACACAAAGUAUGUCAAGAGCAUCAUCCGUGUGGUUUUCCACGACCGCCGUCUGCAGUACACAGAGCACCAGCAGCUAGAGGGCUGGCGGUGGAGCCGGCCUGGGGACAGGAUCCUGGACAUCGAUAUUCCACUGUCUGUUGGUAUCUUGGACCCCAGGGCCAGCCCGACCCAGCUGAAUGCAGUCGAGUUUUUGUGGGACCCUUCGAAGAGAGCCUCUGCGUUCAUUCAGGUGCACUGUAUCAGCACAGAGUUCACGCCAAGGAAGCAUGGGGGUGAGAAGGGAGUGCCUUUUCGAGUGCAGAUUGAUACAUUUAAGCAGAACGAGAAUGGGGAGUACACCGAGCACUUGCACUCAGCCAGCUGCCAGAUCAAGGUGUUCAAGCCAAAGGGAGCUGACCGGAAACAAAAGACGGACCGGGAGAAGAUGGAGAAGAGAACCGCCCAAGAGAAGGAGAAGUACCAGCCAUCCUAUGAAACCACCAUUCUCACUGAGUGCUCUCCAUGGCCUGAUGUGCCCUACCAGGUGAACAGCGCCCCAUCCCCAAGCUACAACGGCUCUCCAAACAGCUUCGGCCUCGGCGAAGGCAACAGCUCGCCAACCCAUCCCCACCUGGCAGAGGCCCUGACCGUGAGCAGUGAUCACCUGCUCCCGUCAGCCUCGAUCCAGGACGCCCAGCAGUGGCUUCACCGCAACAGGUUCUCGCAGUUCUGCCGGCUGUUCUCCAGCUUCUCAGGUGCUGACUUGCUAAAGAUGUCUCGAGAUGAUUUGGUCCAGAUCUGUGGCCCUGCAGAUGGGAUCCGGCUCUUCAACGCCAUCAAAGGCAGGAAUGUGAGGCCAAAGAUGACCAUUUAUGUCUGUCAGGAGCUGGAGCAGAACCGGGUGCCUCUGCAGCAGAAGCGGGAUGGCAGUGGGGACAACGGUCUGUGUGUGUACCACGCCAUCUUCUUGGAAGAGCUGACCACCUUGGAGCUGAUUGAGAAAAUCGCCAGCCUGUAUAGCAUCUCCCCGCAGCACAUCCACCGAGUCUACCGGCAGGGGCCCACGGGCAUCCACGUGGUGGUCAGCAACGAGAUGGUGCAGAAUUUCCAAGAUGAAUCCUGUUUUACCCUCAGUACCUUAAAAGCCGAGAGCAGCGAUGGCUACCACAUCAUCCUGAAAUGUGGCCUCUGAGCAGAAGUAGAGUGAACCGCCGCCUCCACCUCCCAGACCCUUGGAUGUAGAAAUUGCACUGCUGUGAGCUGGAACCUCCCCAGCAAGCUGCGGCGAGGAAUGCCCUUCCGCUAUGAAAACCACACACCAACAACCAGCAGAAACCCACGGAUGCAGAAAGCCACUGGCUCCUCCCUUCCUUCCUCUCAGCCUCCCGUUUUUGAGUGAUUCCUUGGUCUUUUCCCCAGCCAUGCCAUUCUAAAGGGGCAAACAGUGGGGACAUAUUCUCUGAUACUCCCUUCUCCCUUAGUUGGAGGCUAGUUCACAGGUAUCCUGGUGCCACCUGUAUUGGUUCCUUCUGACCACUCUCCCACCUCAGACAAAGCUCUGCCUUACCCCAAACCUUCACCUUCUCUGGUAACUGGCUUCGUGACCACGACUACUGACUAGAUAGGGGUGAUUUGCCACCAUCUCCUGUCUUUGUGUUGGUUCCCCUUCCCGAUGACCCCGCUGAUGAGCAUCUGUCUGUUCUGUUCUCAGGUUGAUGGGGGUGGUGUUUAUUCUGUGUCUUCAGCUUCCUUCACCUUUACUUUGUUUCUAAGGAUCUGCUACUGCAAAGCCUGAAAAUGGGAUCAUCUUAAUGCAUUGGUGUGGUGGACACCACAAUGUGUGUGUAGGACCCGCCACACAGACCUGUUCCAAGGCCCUUGGGAGAGAGAGGAGGAGGACAGAAAGACUCAUUUUUGGCACAUUCUCAUGAGUAUAAAAGGGAUGAGAACAAAAUGAUUCCUUUUGAGCUCCUUUGGUAUAAUUGUAUUUCCUAGCAGUCAUGGGUAAGGAGGACCAGGAAAUGACCGUUACACUGUAUGAUCAGAUGACCUUGACUGUCAUACCUGGCCCUCUUGGAUGGGCUCACCAAAUCCCAUUUAAAGAAGACCUUGGUUAACCACUGCCAAAUCUGCCAGGUUUCCUAAGAUACUGUGUUUUCUGUGAGGGCCCCCAUUUAAGUGUUCAUCUUUUUUCCUCUGUAGGGGGUGUGGUUAGAGCAUUUUGCCCGCAUUGGCAUGAUUGGAUCACCUUUCCUAGUGGCCUAAAUAUGAGGGAAUUUGAAUAUCAGUAACUGGUAGAUUCAGGAAUUACUCACAGCCUUUCUUGCCUGUGUUUCCCAGAACUCAGUGAUCUAUGCUGGCCCAGGGUUUCAAUUCUCUGCUAAUUUAGGUUCAUCUUCCGAAGCAUGGUGGGUGACCAACUCAACCCUGUGACCAACUGAGCAGGAUGCUGUUGCUUUUAAAGUGGAGCCUUUGGGGAGUCGAGCGCCAGGGUCAGAGAUGUCCAGAACUGGGUAGACCUUGUUUUUCCGUUUGGGAAACUGAAGCCCUGAGGGGCAAAGCCACUUCCCUGAUAACGCAUAGUGAUAGGGUAAUAACACGAAUUUAUUAUACAAACCAGGGCACUUUUGAGAGUGAACAGGCUCUUUUCAUACUUACAUUGGGACAACAGGUGUGGCAUUCCUACAGAGAAAGACAGGCUCCUGAUUCCUUUUCCUUUUUUGGAGGGAAAGGAGGAGCCGAUGAGAGCUUUAUGGAGCUACAAUUUACAUACCAUACAGUUUACCCAGUUCUAUUGUACAAUUCAGUGAGUUUUAGUAAAUUCACAGAAUGGUCAUGAUCAAUUUUAGAACAUUUUCAUUACCCCCAAAGAAACCCUGUGCCCUUUAGCAAUUACUCUCCCACUUUGCCCUCAACUCCCCUAAUCCUAGGCAGACAUGAAUUUAUUUUUUUAUACAGAUUUACUUAUUUUGGACAUUUCAUAUAUAUGGGAUCAUACAAUAUGUGUGGUCUUUUAUGACUGCCUUCUUGGACUUGGCAUAAUGUUCUCUGCGGCCAUCCAUGGUGAACAAAUAUCAGUACUUCAGUCUUUUUCAUUUCUGAGUAAUAGUUCAUUCUGUAGACACACCACCUCUUGUUUAUCCAUUCAUCAUGUGAUGGAUAUUUGAGUUGUUUCUACUUUUUGACUAUUAUGAGUAAUGCUGCUAUA
Hipposideros armiger (great roundleaf bat) is the source of this 3573-nucleotide messenger RNA. It is a transcript of the gene TFCP2L1, whose product is annotated as transcription factor CP2 like 1. Gene Ontology annotation, cellular component: nucleus. Gene Ontology annotation, molecular function: DNA-binding transcription activator activity, RNA polymerase II-specific; RNA polymerase II cis-regulatory region sequence-specific DNA binding. NCBI's taxonomy places the organism in Eukaryota, Metazoa, Chordata, Mammalia, Chiroptera, Hipposideridae. The transcript is spliced from 15 exons. Gene Ontology annotation, biological process: regulation of transcription by RNA polymerase II. The coding region runs from base 112 to 1557 and encodes 481 amino acids. The record is from RefSeq and is a predicted model, not a curated record.